AUGAGAAAUCUUCUUAAACUCAAAGACUGCACGUCGAUCACGCCCAACUAUGCCUCACUCUCCAGCAAGCUUUCUAAAGUUCGGCAAUUGUUGGGCAACGAAGCCAAGCUGACGCUUGCAGAGAAGAUUCUGUAUUCACACUUGCACUCGCCGGAGGAUUCACUUGCUGGAAAAACACACUCCAGUCUGCGUGGCCAGGCCUAUUUAAAGCUUUCUCCCGAUAGAGUGGCGAUGCAGGAUGCAUCCGCGCAAAUGGCCUUGUUGCAAUUCAUGACUUGCGGGCUGAGCACUACUGCAGUACCCACUUCUAUCCACUGCGACCAUCUCAUUCAAGCCUACGAAGGCGCAGCUGCUGAUCUUAAACGUUCAAUCGUCAGCAACAAGGAAGUUUUCGAUUUCCUCGAAAGCGCUUCAAAAAAGUACGGUAUAGAGUUCUGGAAGCCUGGUAGUGGUAUUAUACACCAACUUGUGCUCGAAAACUAUGCUGCGCCUGGUAUGCUAAUGCUCGGUACUGACUCGCACACACCAAAUGCAGGCGGUAUGGGUAUGCUGGCUAUUGGUGUAGGUGGCGCUGAUGCCGUAGACGGUAUGUCAGGCACACCGUGGGAGCUCAAGGCUCCAAAAGUUAUCGGUGUCAAGCUUACAGGCGAGAUGAACGGUUGGACUACCCCCAAAGACCUCAUUUUGCACUUGGCAGGAAAACUCACCGUCAAGGGUGGUACAGGAUCUAUUUUAGAGUACUUUGGUCCUGGUUUAAACACUCAGUCGUGCACCGGUUUGGCUACCAUCGCAAACAUGGGUGCGGAAGUUGGCGCUACUACGUCCACAUUUCCUUACUCGCAGUCUAUGAGAUCUUACUUGCAUGCUACCGGUAGAGGACCUGUAGCUGAGGCUGCAGAUGACGUCAACGCACAACACUCCUUCCUCAAAGCAGACGCUGGUGCUGAGUAUGAUGACGUGAUUGAAAUUAAUCUUUCAGAACUCGAGCCACAUAUCAACGGUCCAUUUACACCUGAUCUUUCCACACCUCUCUCAAAAUUCAGUGCGAUGGUGAAAGAGAAUAACUGGCCAAGCACACUCUCGGCGGGAUUAAUUGGUAGUUGUACUAACUCGAGUUACGAGGAUAUGUCGAGAGUGGAAAGCAUAGCUAAUCAAGCAAAAAACGCUAACAGAAUUGCGGCUGUACCAUUCAUGGUCACACCAGGUAGUGAGUUGAUUAGAGCAACGAUUGAAAGAGAUGGUGUACAAUCAACCCUCGAAACUGUCGGUGCUACCGUUCUAGCUAAUGCUUGUGGACCAUGUAUAGGACAGUGGGAUAGGAAGGAGGCGCAGAGUGAAGAUAAUGCCAUUCUCACCUCAUUUAAUCGUAACUUCAAAGCGAGAAACGACGGUAACAUGAAAACGAUGAACUUCUUAGCAAGUCCGGAGAUAGUCACUGCGAUGACGAUUGCUGGUAAUAUGACAUUUAAUCCAAUGACAGAUACAAUACCAGCAGAAGGAGAAAAGAAAGCUUUGAAGUUUGAACCACCUCAUGGUACAUUCCUUCCUGCUGACGGUUUUGAGGUUGGUGAUGAAACAUUUUCACCAAGACCAACACCUCAACCUAUACCCGAGACGGAGGUGAACAUUGACAAGUCUAGCAAUAGGUUGGAAAUACUCGAGCCAUUUGAGUCACAUUUUGAAAACAGUGAACAACCGACAGAAUUGAGUGGGUUGCAGUGUUUGAUGAGAGUGAGAGGAAAGUGUACAACAGAUCACAUUUCAGCUGCUGGACCUUGGCUCAAAUAUAAGGGACAUUUGAGUAACAUUUCAGAAAACACAUUAAUGACAGCGGUGAAUGAUGAGAAUGGUAAUGUGAAUUCUGCGUAUGAUUUCUUUAAUGGGAAGUACAACACUAUUCCUAAUGUAGGAAAGGAGUACAAAAGAGAGCGUAAGCCUUGGAUGCUAGUUGUUGAUGAGAAUUAUGGUGAAGGCAGUGCUCGUGAGCAUGCCUCAAUGCAACCAAGGUGGCUUGGAUGUGCUAUAGUGUUGGGUAGAUCAUUAGCACGUAUCCACGAAACCAAUCUCAAGAAGCAAGGUAUUCUUCCACUCACAUUUACAAACAAGGAGGAUUACAGUAAGAUAGAUGCAGGUGAUGAUAUAAGCACGCAAGGAUUGGUUCAGUUGUUUGGAGGUGCAUUAGACACACCACUCAGCGUCAAUGUUGAGAAGAAGGAUGGAAGGAAGCUGAGUAUCCCAGUGAACCACACCAUGUCGGUAGAUCAGCUUACGUGGCUGAGGUAUGGAAGUGCACUGAAUGCAAUUGCAGCAGCGGCCAAAAAGAGACAAGAGUAA
Wallemia ichthyophaga EXF-994 is the source of this 2334-nucleotide messenger RNA. Its product is annotated as putative aconitate hydratase 2. The record is from RefSeq and is a predicted model, not a curated record. Gene Ontology annotation, biological process: tricarboxylic acid cycle. Gene Ontology annotation, cellular component: cytosol; mitochondrion. Lineage: Eukaryota; Fungi; Basidiomycota; Wallemiomycetes; Wallemiales; Wallemiaceae. The transcript has 2 exons. Gene Ontology annotation, molecular function: aconitate hydratase activity; 4 iron, 4 sulfur cluster binding. Bases 1 to 2334 code for a protein of 777 amino acids.